Carassius carassius (crucian carp) is the source of this 796-nucleotide messenger RNA. It is a transcript of the gene slc52a3-2a, whose product is annotated as riboflavin transporter 2. Gene Ontology annotation, biological process: riboflavin transport. NCBI's taxonomy places the organism in Eukaryota, Metazoa, Chordata, Actinopteri, Cypriniformes, Cyprinidae. The record is from RefSeq and is a predicted model, not a curated record. Gene Ontology annotation, cellular component: plasma membrane. Gene Ontology annotation, molecular function: riboflavin transmembrane transporter activity.
UUACUUUUCUUUUCUGAAGACAUUAAGGUUACUUAGUCUAAUUUAAAUCAGCAUGGCCAUGUCUAUCCUCACCCAUGUUUCGGCUGGCUUGUUUGGCAUGGGGUCCUGGGUCACCAUCUGUGGUCUGUGGGUAGAGCUGCCUCUCAUCGCCACAGGUUGAUAUCUUCCCUCCUACAUCUCCGUUAUUGUCCAACUGGCCAACAUCAGACCUCUGUUUGUCACGUUAAUGCACCGCUUCUGCCCAGGAACGCUCAACGAGACUGCAGUUGUCCAUUUUAUUGUUGGUUUUAGGAUACUGGCAAGCCUUUUCCUGGCUUUCUUCUGGAGUGAGACGGAAGUGGUACAAGACAUAGAACGCAGCAUUCCUCUGCUGCUACUCCUCAUCUUCUUCAUCUCAUUAGUGGACUGCACCUCUUCAGUGACAUUCCUUCCCUUCAUGACACAGCAAGGCCUGAGUGGUCUUGUCCCAGCGUUAGUGGUGUUGGUUCAAGGUGUAGGUGUGAUGGAAUGUGUCAAUGCAUCUCAAAUCCUCAGCGCCAAUGAAACACAUCUUAACGGGUCUGAAAGAGACACUACCAACCUUGUGCCUCAUUACCAACCUGCUAACUUUUCAGUUGAAGCUUAUUUUUUCUUCCUGGAGGCUAUGAUGGUAAUUUGUUUGGUGUUGUUCUUACUUUUGAACUACCAUACAGCUGUGGCCAGAGAGCAUCACAAUAGCAUAAAUGGAAACGAAGAUCCCAUAUCCCACUGGAAAAACAAGAAAUCUGAACAGAAACAAAUGAUGUGUUAUCAAUAG